Molecule: messenger RNA, 1712 nt
Organism: Punica granatum (pomegranate)
Lineage: Eukaryota; Viridiplantae; Streptophyta; Magnoliopsida; Myrtales; Lythraceae
Source: RefSeq, a predicted model, not a curated record
CCCCGUCCCUAGCCCUCUCCCCUGAAGUGCAGUGUAAGCUAACAAAUCUAUCACCAAAUCCCACCCUUCACCUCUCUCUCUCUCUCUCUCUCUCUCUCUCUCUCUCUCUAUCUCAAGACCUCUGCUGAGGAGAGAGCUCCAUAUGAAUGGCGUAAAGCAAGACCCCCAAUCCUUGCUUGCCCGAAACCGUUGAACAAAAGACUGGAAAAGGACAUGUUAGAUCUUUGUGUAUAGGUGUUUUUUGGGUUUUCCUAGAAUAAUCCUAAUCACUUGACCAGAGUGGACUUGGAACAGAGCAGAGGAGGGAGGAGGAGGGGAGGAAGCAGUUUGUUACCUGUUCUGUUCCAACAACAUACGCUUAUCUUUAUGAGGAGGGAGAGCAUUGAGAGAGGCAAACCUGGGAAAGCCCGGAGAGUUCCUGCUGGAUGGUAUCUUGGACUGCAUCCAUGAGGUCACGGCAGCCCUUGCGUUCGCUAAUAGGAUGAGCGACUCCGCCUACCGGGUCGAGACUACUUCCCGGCUUGCCCAAUGGAGGAUCGACAACUUGGCUUCCUGCACCUACCGGAAAUCGGACCCUUUCAGGAUCGGCAAGUGGAACUGGCAUUUGUCAAUCGAGAAGAACCGGACGUUACUCGUUAAAUUGUACCCGGAGAUAUCUAGUCUGACCAGAGACAACCCUCCGAUUGCUUCGUUCAUCAUCCGAGUGAUCUGCUCCACAGGAGGUCGAAAGUCCCUGACCCACCCGGAAAUCACAGAUAAGCAGCUGAAGAAGAACGACGAUUUUGUUUGGGCAAUUGAGAUUCCAUUCACUGGGAAAUUCAUAAUCGAUGUUGAAUUCCUUGAUUUGAAGAUUGCAUCCCCCAACGGUGGAGAACCUUGUUCUAUCUGGGGGGAAGGAUACGCAGAGAAGCUAUCAAAUUCAACAGCGCUUUCAACUCUCGGUCGAAUGUUAACUGAAGGAAUUCAUACUGACAUAGUCAUUAAUGCUUCCGAUGGAAGCGUUGGAGCUCACCGUGCUGUCCUUGCUUCACGAUCACCCGUUUUCCGCAGCAUGUUCUCCCAUAACCUCAGAGAGAAAGAGCUCUCCACGAUAAACAUUUCCGACAUGUCAAUGGAAGCGUGCCAAGUAUUCCUGAAUUACAUUUAUGGGAACAUGGAGCAUGACGAGUUUCUGAUCCACCGACUUUCGCUUCUUCGAGCAGCUGACAAGUACGAUAUAUCUGACUUGAAAGAGGCAUGCCAUGAGAGCCUUUUAGAAGAUAUCGACACGACGAAUGUCCUCGAGCGGCUUCAGACUGCACAUCUGUAUCAAUUACCAAAACUGAAGGCCAGCUGCAUGCUGUAUCUCGUGAAGUUUGGUAAGAUAUACGACAUUCGAGACGAGUUAAACACAUUCCUGCAAAGUGCAGACAGGGAGCUUAUUACCGAGAUUUUUCAUGAGGUUCUGAAUACAUGGAAGGGUUUCUAAGACUCUACCUACCAAAUGAAAGAAUCAGAAUCAUUGUGUGAAUUGAUAUUGGAUUUGUUCUGUCCAUGAAGAUGGAUUUCUGGCUUCUAUAGUGUGCCAUUUAUUGCAUUGAAAGAUCAUUCUUUUGUUCACAUGGAAUUUGUUUGGUUAUCCAGAUGUACAUAAAUUUGUGAAAGACACACUUAUAACCAUGUAAGGUGAAAAGGAAAAAGAAAAUAUCUAUGGAUGCUGAUGAUUGAUUGCA